This is a messenger RNA of Amoebophrya sp. A120, 2216 nucleotides long. Lineage: Eukaryota; Dinophyceae; Syndiniales; Amoebophryaceae. The record is from the annotation of a GenBank genome assembly.
AUCUCGUCGAUCUCGGAUUGACAGAUCAAGAUCUUGAGACUUUUUUUUAUCCGCAUUCGCUUCGUCACGAGCCUACUGGCAUCUUAUUAGGCCUUAGAGAUGUUCAUCCGGCACCAAAACACAAACUGAAAAUGUUCGUGUUCGUUAAUAUUUGCAACUUCCGAGGCUCGUCUUUCGUGCUUCUGUGGUCGCUCCUUUUGUCACUGACUGUGUCGAAAGCCGCUGUGAGCUAUGAUUUUGCGUUGCACUUUGUCGAUCUGGAUUUCGUAAUCGCUGGCUUUCCCCAAAGCGGCACCUCCUCGCUGGUCUACUACUUGCGGCAGCACCCUGAGAUCUUCGUCAGCGACGAAUUCGAGGACAACAUGUUUUGGCGCGCGAACUACACCGCCACCUCGUUUCACCGGUGGCGCAGAAAGUACUCCCACCGUGGCGAACCGAAGAAGAAGAGUCGGGCGACCAAAGUAGAGGUCGAUGCAGAUAAUUUUGUGGCAGGAGCUGGUGCGGCGCACAAGUACGAGGCACUACAGCAGGCACGUCUACAUCCAAGCUCCCAAUUAGAAGGUGAAAUAAAUACAGAAGAGAAGGCGUUUUUAUUCGCGGAGGAAGAUCAUGAUGCGCCUGUGUCGAAGUCGCAAGAAGGCCCUGACACUACAACCCCACCAGUAGUUCGGCUGCUUGGUCUGAAGGACCCGUUGCUGGGGUUUACACCCGAAGCGAUGAAGCUACUUGGGGAACGUGUGAAGCUCGGUUGCAAGAUCAUUUUUCUGAUCCGAGACCCGCUGGAGAUGCUGAUUUCUUGGCUGCAGGGCGGUGCGUCUUGGCUGACCCCGUGGAACACACUACUCCACCUGGGCGCCGGCUACUUCCUGGAGCACCUGGCCAUUGCGAAAGAGCUCUUCAAGAAGGGCCAGACGGUGUCCCUCGGCGCGCGAGAUGCUCUGGAGGAGCAGACCCGGAUUGAGCAAAAUUUCCUUUUCGUUCCCACUCACCAGCUACUCAAAAACACCGACGACGUUCUUGGAAAAAUCCUGCAGUUUCUCGGUUUGGACCCCGCCUUCAAGUUCGAUACCAGGAAGAAGUUGCACGUCGGUUACUCGACGAGGGCAGUCCACCAGCCAGCGCGGUUCUCGGAUGCUGCACAAGCGUCCAGAAAAAGAGCGACGGGACCGGAUAAGGGCGAAAAGAACCCCAACGACCCUUCUGUGACAUCUUGUACAUCUUCCUCUUCGCCCGCCGCCCUGACGAAGCAACCGUUUUUCCUGCCGCACCAGCUUGACGUUUGCGGCUUGAACGUUCUUCCCUUUCUGCAAGCCGCUUUCGAGGGACAGCAGGAACAGCUGACGACGCUGCUUGCCGACCAAACGCGAAAAAAUUCCAUCAGCUUCGAAAGACCGUACUUUGCACCUGACUCGCACGGGAUCCCAAAGCAGUGCUUGAAUCAUCAGAAAAGAAUAACUGGACGUGGACCCAGUUCAAGUUUCGGAGUAUCUUCACCUUCAUCUCCUCGUCGGACGCAGUACGGCUUCCUUGCGUUCAAUGCUGACAGGAGACCACGGCAGCAGACGCGACGGAGUAGAAAAAGACAGCGUUACAUUCCCCUGCGGUACGCGCUGCCCCAGUGUCGGGCGCCGCUCGCGAAUAUCGCGAUCGAACCUAUGAAGCACAUGGUGCUGCGGCCGUCCACCGAUGAGCUUCGGGAGCAUUCGCAUUCGCAUUACGACGUGGCACGACAAGCAGCUUCCCAGUUCAUUUCCGUCCCGUUUCUGUACGGGAAUGUGCCGCGAACGCGAAGACCCGACGUUUGCAACUCUUUAAAAGAGGUGCGCGAGUACAUCCCCUCUUCAAUCCUGGACCAGCUGGAUUGCCAUCUGCAACUCAGUGGUACUCGAGUUAUGAAGGGUAGCACAACUAGCGCGAUUUCUUUAGAUGAACAACACGGCGCAGGUGUUGAUCAUGAUGGAAGGAAGAAGCAUGAGGCUUCUGACCUCUGCAGUAAGUGUUGCAUUUUCUUCUCAGCCGAAUGCUGGGACGAUGAAAACGCGCCGAAACUCCCAAAAUGCUGCAUCCAGCGUCUGAGCAUGUAUCUUUCGGUCGUGUCAUAUCUCCUUCGGAUGGAGAUUUGUGGGCAAGAUAUGGGCUGUAGUGGCGUGCGGAAAAAUUUCGUGACCAUGGAAAAUUUGAAUUGAUUUUUGUACGGUAGUUCCUGCCGCCCGGGC